GUCCUCUUAUGGAAGUGCAGUAACACGAGACAAUGAGGCUCCGCAUAUUAUCUUAUGACUGGGAUUGUUCAUAGUGCGACAGGCCAACGAGUUUCACCGGACCUCACGGAAAGCACCAGCAGUCAGAGUGAAUGUCAGUAUGAGAUGUCGUCCCUCAGCGCCAGCUUCGUUCAGAUCCGUUUCGAUGACAUCCGCUUCUAUGAGAACUGUGGCGGUGGGAGUUUUGGGAGUGUGUAUCGAGCACACUGGGUCCCACAGGAUAAAGAAGUGGCUGUCAAAAAACUGCUAAAGAUUGAUGCCGAGGCUGAGAUUCUGAGUGUCCUGAGCCACAAAAAUAUCAUUCAGUUCUACGGAGCCAUUCUGGAAGCACCCAACUAUGGCAUUGUCACAGAAUAUGCCAGCAGGGGAUCGUUGUAUGAGUAUUUGUCCAGUGCUGACAGUGAGGAGAUGGAUAUGGAUCAGGUAAUGACCUGGGCGAUGGAAAUUGCUAAAGGAAUGCAUUAUUUACAUGCUGAGGCCCCUCUGAAAGUCAUUCAUAGGGACCUGAAGUCGAGAAAUGUUGUGUUAACUGCAGACAAUGUUUUAAAGAUCUGUGAUUUUGGAGCAUCUAAGAUGGUUUCUCACACGACACACAUGUCUUUGGUGGGCACUUUCCCCUGGAUGGCACCUGAGGUGAUCCAGAGUCUGCCCGUCUCUGAGACCUGCGACACCUACUCAUACGGCGUGGUCUUGUGGGAGAUGCUGACCAGAGAAGUGCCAUUUAAAGGUUUUGAAGGUUUGCAGGUGGCCUGGUUGGUGGUGGAAAAACAUGAGAGGCCGACCAUUCCCAGCAGCUGCCCCGCCAGCUUUGCAGACCUGAUGAGACGCUGCUGGAAUGCCGAACCCAAGGAAAGGCCACAGUUCAAACAGAUCCUGAGCACCUUAGAGACCAUGAAAAAUGACAGCAAACUGCCGGACCAGUGCAACUCCUUCUUACAUAACAAAGCAGAGUGGAGGUGUGAGAUCGAGGAGACACUGGAGCGCUUGAAGCAGCUGGAGAGAGAGCUGAGCUGUAAAGAGCAGGAGCUGGAGGAAAGAGAAAGAAGACUGACAGAGUGGGAAAACAGACUCAUGGAAAGAUCCCGAUCCUGCACCCCUCUGUUUUCCCACAUUUCCCCGCUGGCGGCGACUCUGAGCGCCGAGUCCUUCUAUGAGGCUCACAUGGAGGAGAGCAACAGCUCUGAGGUCAGUUGUCAGAUCUCAUCAUCCUGCAGUAACGGGGAUCUGGGCCAGAGCAGCCUGCAGAAGCUCAUGCUGGGGUUCGGAGGCGUGUUUGACCUGGAUAUGAACAUUCCCAGCGGGAACCUCGUCCGCCAGUCAGGGAUGCAGAUCAACAUGCAAGCCAAGAAGAAUUCCUCCAAGUCCUGCAGUGUCCGUGAGGGACGCAAAAUGAACAUGGCCAUCACCAUGGACGACUUCGGCUGGUCUGAUGACGACAGCGAUUAGGGGUCAGAGUUAGUACUUACAACUGUUUGAAUUAAACUGUAAAGAUUGGUCUGAAUAUUUUCAAACAUUGCUGCACCCAUGUGUGGUACUUUUCAGUGCAAAAAAAUAAGCGUUAUUUGAUAAAGAGCAGACACUGAAAAAAUGCUAAGGUAAGUGUUUGCAAAUGAUUUAUAUGGGCUGAGAUUAAACUAAUGAAUUAUAUUCAGUAAUGUUUAACUUAAUUUGUUUGUUUAAAUUCAGCCUACAUAAAUUGUUUGCAAAUCACUUACCUUAAAAAAAGGUUAGUAAAUCCAAUGAAUCAUUUUUUUUCAGUGUACCCUAUUAGCAGUUGGGCUGUUGUUCUGAAUAUACCGGCUAACUAGUACAAAUACCCCCUUUAAUAGCAAGCACGAUGAAUGAUACUGCAUUGUAAUGGGUUAGUUGUACAAGAUGUCGCUGUUGAGCUUUCGAGAGGUUGUUGCGAGAUCGGAUAUGAUUCCGGCCAGGAGUUAACGAGAAUUAUUUAAAUUAUUUAUUACAUUUCUCAUUUAUUGUAUUUUAUUAGCGUCUACCCC
Danio aesculapii is the source of this 2039-nucleotide messenger RNA. Its product is annotated as mitogen-activated protein kinase kinase kinase 20. The transcript is spliced from 12 exons. The record is from RefSeq and is a predicted model, not a curated record. NCBI's taxonomy places the organism in Eukaryota, Metazoa, Chordata, Actinopteri, Cypriniformes, Danionidae. The coding region runs from base 55 to 1485 and encodes 476 amino acids. Gene Ontology annotation, biological process: protein phosphorylation. Gene Ontology annotation, molecular function: ATP binding; protein kinase activity. Gene Ontology annotation, cellular component: cytoplasm.